Paramecium sonneborni is the source of this 5209-nucleotide messenger RNA. The record is from the annotation of a GenBank genome assembly. Lineage: Eukaryota; Ciliophora; Oligohymenophorea; Peniculida; Parameciidae.
AUGCCUAAUUGUUUCAAUAACCUUAAACUCUUCUACCUUUCGGAGUUUUAUAGAAUUUUCAAUAAAAUAAGGAGAAAUAAAUCUAACAGCAUAUUCCUGUUCAUAAUUUAACAUUGUUAGUUCUUUUAUAUACUUCAUUAUUCAUUUAAUAGUUUACUGAAGGAAAAAUCAAGGCUUUUACUAUUAAUAAAUUAUCUUUGCAAGAAUAUUAUGUAUUUAUUAAAAUCAUUAUAGGCUGGAUUUUUAUAUUGAAAAUUUUGAUUAUUGCAUUGAAAUAUUUUUGAUAGCUAUAUUAAUCAUGUAGGGGUUACUGAUUUUAAGUUUUCUCUUCUUGUUUUAACAAUAAAAAGCUAAUGUCAUUAGUAAUAAAAAUGAAUUAUAAAAUUAUUUGAUACUGCUCAAAUAAUUGGAAUAAGAAGUAAUUUAAUAUGGAAAAUUUAGAAAACCAAAUAUAUAUCUAUACUGAACAUUAGUAAUUAAUAUUUAGAAUACUACAUAUCUUUUUGUUUGAAGAUAUCUAUUCUUAUUUUUAACUCCCCAGUUAUAUUCUUAGUAAUCAAAAAGUUCAAAUUGGAGUUUAAUUAAGGUAUAAUUUUUUAUAUAUAAUAAAUUUAGAAUAAAGUCCAUUUAGCAUAGUGAUGCUAAUAAUUUCUCUUUUAGUAUUAAUUUUCAAUUUUAUAAUUGUAUAUAUUUACGAAGAACAUAACAAUUAAUUUUCUUUUAAGUAAAAAGAUUAUCUUACUUAUUGUUCAUCAAUUUAAACAAAGAUUUAAACUUAUUUGUUGUAAUUCUUAUUAAUUUUGGUAUCAUUAAUGCAUAACCUUAAAAUAAGUUUGUUAAUACCAAUAUUUAUUAAUAUUAUACUAUUAGUACCAAUUUUAUAUCUUUCAUUUAAAUACCCAAAAUAUGAUGAUCAUAAUUUGAACUAUAUUCAUAUAUAAACAUUUUCAAUAUUUCUUCUAGACAACAUUUGUUCAUUAAUAUUUAGUUAUAUUUUGAAUUUAGAAUUUUCAGAAAUAUUACUCAUGAUCACUCCUUUUGCUAUUUACGUUUUACAUAUAAAAAUUAAAAAAUAAUCAAUUAAUUAUAACCAUAAUUUCAAUUAAUAUAUUCGAUCCUUAUAUUAUGAAUGUCAUUCAGCUAUUGGAAAAAAUGGAAUGCUCAUAGAUGAAAUUAAAUAUAGAUUACCAAAAGAUUUAACAUUAUAUGUUUUUUCAACAAAUCAUUUUAUAAAUUGUUAGAAUAUAACUUAAUGUUUUUGUAAUAAAUUUAGACAUGAAUAAGAAACUUUCAUUUCAAGAUUAAAUUUUAAAAAUUACCUUAAACAUUUAAUACGUUUUACUUAUGAAUAGAAUCUAAAUGAUAAAAAAUUAUCCUAAAAUCAUGAUUACACAACUAAUUUUUAUUAUAUUUUAUAUAUUUCUUAAAUUUGUAAAUAGCCAGCAAAAGCUUUUUAUGAAUUGACUAAGUUAAAAAUAUAAAGUUAAAAAUAGAUGGAUUAUUUAAAUGAAAUGUACUUGAACUCUAUUGAAUAUUUUGUAAAAUAAGACUUUAAUAAAAUGAUUGAAUUGAAAAAUAUAACAAACCAAAAAUAUCUAUGUUUUAAAGUGUUUUACUAUGAUAUGGCAAUUUAAAAAUGGAAAUAGGAAUUUUUAUCUUCUUUAAAGUAAUUGAAAAAUUGGUACAGAUUGUUAUCUGAUAGAAAUUUAAUUUAACUAUUAAAAGAUGGAAAAAAAUUGUAAAUUUUGAAUGCAAAUCUUGAAAAAAGCUUAAAAUAAUUAUUUAAAUGUAACCCAGUUUCACCCGAAUGUUCACUUUUAAUAACAUUAUUUUAUAAAUAUAUCUAUUUUAAUCAUAAGAAAAUUGAAAUUCCAUAAUUAGAUUCUACAAUAGUAUAUAAAUUUUAAACAUCAAUUAAUGGAAUUCUUUUUUUAAAGGAUGCUUGUCUAGUUUAUUUGACUUUAGUUGAUACAAAAGGUUUAAUUAAAAAUUACACUCAAACUUUUAAGCAAGCAGUUUGUGCAGAUGAUAAAUAGAUUUUAAAUAAUUCAAUCAAUAAUUUUAUUCCAAAAAUAAUUGCUAAAGUUCAUGAUCAAUUUUUAGAUAAUUUUGUAGAACAAGGUAGAAUAAAUAUAAUGAAAUCUGAUUAGAGAUUUCUAUUGGUUAAAAAUAUGAAAGGAUUUAUAUUUCCUAUUAUUGCUAAAGUUAGAUUAGAAACUAAUUUAUUUAAUGAUUUUGGUUCUUCUGCUUUGAUUCUUCCAUCAGAUAAUAAUUAUCAUUACAUUUUAUUAAAUUAUAAUGGAUUAAUAGAAGAAAUUAGUUAAAAAUUAUUUUUGUAAGUUUUAAAGCCAAUUUUACAGAUUGAACUUGAUAGAAUAUAAAAUAUAGAUUGUUUAAAAUUGAUACCAAAAUUAAUCAAAUCUUGGAACAAUAUUAAUUCUAAAUAAAUUUUAGAUGCUGAACUGAAAGAAGUAAUAUCAUCUUAUUUAAUAAUUCCAAAAAAGUAAAAAAAACAACAAAUAUUAACUUCAACUAUAAUUAAAUAAAAUCAAACCUGGAAUGAAUUUUAAAAAGAAUAGGAUUAAAUUAAUGAAAAAUAUUUUUCUAAUAUUAAAGAAAUGUUUAUGUUUAAAAUCAACUUUAAAAUUAUAGAAUUUUAUACUUUUUAAGGAACGUAAGUUUUCAUGUCUAUAUUUUUAGAAUUUAUUGUGUGGAAAUAUAAAAUAUUAAGACUGUUAAAUAAUCUUAAAGAAUUGAAAUCUAUAGUAAACUUAUUGAAUCAUCUUUUAAUUCAAAUAUUACUUUGAAAAAAAUAAAAACAACAUAAGAGAAAAAUGAAAAGAUUAAAAUUCAAUAAAUCAUAAAAGAUAAGACAUAAUAAAAAGACACAUUUUGUUUUAUUAAAUAUUAAAAUGAUCCUUCAACAUUAUGUAAUUUAGAGGCUGCAAAUAUAAUUGAAGAUGAUAUUAUGGUUAGAUAAAAAGAAAUAUAAAUUAAACAUAUUAAUCCACUUUAUCAAUUUGAAGUAGAUAUAUAUUAAAUUAAAGAUAGAUGAAAUUUCAAAUUUAAUAAGCUAGACAAAUAGUCAGGAAAAGAGAUUAUAAGAUCAAUAAACAUUGAAAAUGAAAUCUUCAAUCAAUCAUAAUUUGUGUACAUUUAAUAAUUUCAAUAGUAAUCAUUCAAAUCCAUUCAGUUAAUUAUUUUAAUAAGAUAAAUUUAUAGUUCAUUCAAGUGCAGUAUUAGAAGGAUUGAAUGAAAAUAUAGAAUCAAUAAAAUCUUUAAAUUCUAUAGAUGCUCCACUUUCCUAAAAUAACGGCUUUUUAGAAUUAGAAUAACUUAAAUCUGUUUCAUCAUCUUAAGUCAGCUAAUAUAAAUUAAAGAAGAAUUAUAUUAAAAAUAAUCUAUUUGAUUAAAAUUCUAAAUAGCAUAAAUUAAUAAGACUUAUCAAUAUCUUAAUAUUUAUAAUCUUAAUUUUAUGUAGCAUUUGGUAUUUUUAUCAUUUAAAUUACUAAAAUUCAUUUAUAAGUUCUUCACUUAAGAAAUAUUAAAUUUCAAACAGUUUUAACAUUAGAAUCAAUUAAUUCAUAAUUAGUUAUGAUAUUUAAAAUACUAAAUUAUUUAAUUAUAGUUAAUAUGGUAAAUAUUGUGCAAGUUCAUUUUAAAAGGAUAUCUCAUAAAUUUAUUACAAUUCACGAAAACUUUUUGAUAUAACUGGUAAAAUUUACUUUAUGAUUUAGUUCCAUUUUUAUCAAUUAAUAAUGCCUCAAACAUUACUAAUCAAACUUUUUAUUAAUCCUUAGGGUAUUUUUCAUAAUACAUGUUAUCUUUAAGUAAUGAAUAAAAGGAAGAAUAUUAUUUAGAGAUUAUAGCUCGAAACUUUUUUUUAUUCUCAAAAGAGAUAAAAAUAUAUAAUUAAACAGGUGUAUAAAUAGCCAUGAAUGAAUUUUAUAGUUCCCAAUCAUUUAUGAGAUCUGUAUUUUAUACAACACUUGGGUGUGUUUUUUUAGCUACUAUGUUUUACUUAAUUAUUUUGAUCAUAAUUAAUAGAGCAAAAUAUAAAAUAGUACAAUUAUUUAGAACUUUUGCAAAAAAUUAAACACUUGUUCUUAUGAGAUCAAUAGAGAUUAUUUUACACUUUUUAGAUUAUAUAGAUUUUGCUAAUCAUUAAACUACAGAUUAAUUAUUAGAAUAAGUUAAAAACAAAAUUUCUUCAAGUCCUGGAAUGAUGAAAAUAUAAUAAUGUAAUACUGGUUAGAAAAUUUAGUAAGAAUAAAAUUUUAAUUAAUGUAUUUAUUUUACUCUAAAUAUUUUAGCUUUUUUUAUUUAUUUAGUUUAUACUCUGACUUUAAUUUUAAUAUACUUUAUAAUAGCAUCACAAUAUAUUGGAUCAUUUGCAUAUUAAUCGGAAUUUUAAAAUACGAUACUAGAUUUUUUUGAAUAAUUAGUAAUAUAUAAAUCAUCUCAAAUCUAUGUUUUGGAAUUUUAAAGCUUCUAGAAAUUACUGAUAAAAUAUGAAUAGCUUAAAUAAAAUGAGAUUUUAUUUUUAAACAAAAGUAUAAAAUUAUUUUAAUUAGGGGAUGAAGCUUUAAUUUAUAUGGAGCAAUAAUUAUAGAUAUUUCAAGGAUUUAUUCAAAGGAUGAAUAAUGAAAAAAGUUACUAAAACUCUUAUUUUAGAGAUACAUUAAUAAAUCAAUCAUGCGAGGCCUUUUCUAUAAAUUAAACAUCAAAAAACAAUGAUGCUUAAUAUUAUAACUAAUUAAAUUGUAGAGAAUUGAAAAACUUAGGAUCUGGUAUUAUUGUUUUAUUAGUAAAUCUUUGUUAAAACUUUAAACAAUUCUUUAUUCUGUAUAAUUAAAACUUAUAAUAAUUUAAUGAAUAAUUAAAUUCAUAUAAUCAAACUUAUUUGGAAGAUUAAAUUUAAAAUCUAUUGUAUACAUCCUAAAUCUUAAGUCUUUUACAUGAAUCUAUUGCAUAUCAAGCAGACAAAUAUCUAACAAUUAAUAGAAUAAUUCAUCUUGUGCUUUUUAUUUUUGGAUUAGCAUUUUACUUACUCUCAAUAUUUAUAAGCAAUAGAAUGUUAAAAAAGUAUUUAUAUAAUGAAUUGAUAAAAACUAAAUAACUUUUCUUAUUGAUUCCAUUGGAUAUAUUAUGUGAAAAUGCAUAUAUUCUUUAAUUAUUAGCAGAGAGAAUGGAAGACAGUAAUAAUUGA